AUGCUCUCCAACAUCAGCCGUGCUUCUGUCAAGCCUACCCAAAUGGCCUCUCGUGCCUUCAUCUCCACUUGGAAUGCUGUUCCUCAAGGCCCUCCUGAUGCCAUUUUGGGUGUUACUGAGGCUUUCAAGAGAGAUACCUCUCCCAAGAAGAUGAAUUUGGGUGUUGGUGCUUACCGUGAUGAUGGUGGCAAGCCUUACGUCUUGACCUCUGUCAAGAAGGCUGAAAGACUUAUGCUCAAUAAGAACAUGGACAAGGAGUAUGCUGGUAUUACUGGUGUUCCCUCUUUUACCAAGGCUGCUGGUGCUCUUGCUUAUGGCGACAACAGCCCUGUUAUCGGUGAGGAUAGACUCGCUAUUGCUCAAUCUAUCUCCGGCACUGGUGCUCUUCGUAUGGGUGCCGAGUUCUUCAAUGCUUGGUAUCCUCAUGCUAAGAACAUCAUUGUUCCCAACCCUACUUGGGGCAAUCAUAUCCCUAUCAUGAAGAAUGCUGGUCUCUCUUUGGAAAAGUACACCUACUUUGACAAGCAAACCAAUGGCCUCAACAUUGACGGUAUGUUGGAAGAUCUUCACAAAGCACCCAAGAACACCAUUGUCUUGCUUCAUGCUUGUGCCCACAACCCCACUGGUGUUGAUCCUACCAAGGAACAAUGGAACGAAAUCUCCAAGGUCAUGAAGGAACGUGAGCAUUUCUCAUUCUUUGACAUGGCCUACCAAGGCUUUGCCUCUGGUGAUUGUACUCGCGAUGCUUAUGCUCUCCGUAAGUUUGUUGAUGAUGGUCAUCAAGUUGUUUUGGCACAAUCCUUUGCCAAGAACAUGGGUCUCUAUGGUGAGCGUGUCGGUUCUUUCUCCAUUGCCUGUGCUGAUGCUGAAGAGAAGGCUCGUGUUGAUUCUCAACUCAAGAUCAUCAUCCGUCCCAUGUACUCCAAUCCUCCCAUCCACGGUGCUCACAUUGUCAGCACUGUCUUGAACACACCCGAAUUGAAGGAAGAAUGGCUCGGUGAGGUCAAGACCAUGGCCGAUCGUAUCAUCACCAUGAGAGAUAAGCUCAGAGGUCAUCUUGAAAACGACUUUGGAUCCAAGAAGAGCUGGAACCACAUUACAGAUCAAAUUGGUAUGUUCUGUUACUCUGGUAUGACUCCCGAGCAAGUUGAGAAGAUCAAGUCUGACUGGCACGUCUACUUGACCCAAGAUGGCAGAAUUUCCAUGGCUGGUAUCUCUUCUGCUAACGUCAAGUACCUUGCUGAAGCUAUUCACAACGUCACCAAAGAUUAA
This is a messenger RNA of Mucor velutinosus, 1272 nucleotides long. Its product is annotated as Non-classical phosphatidylinositol transfer protein (PITP). Bases 1 to 1272 code for a protein of 423 amino acids. The record is from RefSeq and is a predicted model, not a curated record. NCBI's taxonomy places the organism in Eukaryota, Fungi, Mucoromycota, Mucoromycetes, Mucorales, Mucoraceae. The transcript has 6 exons. Gene Ontology annotation, biological process: L-aspartate catabolic process; biosynthetic process. Gene Ontology annotation, cellular component: mitochondrion. Gene Ontology annotation, molecular function: L-aspartate:2-oxoglutarate transaminase activity; pyridoxal phosphate binding.